UCCUCUCCUCCACCCCCUUUAUGGCAUCUGCCGCCACCGCUUCUCGCCCAGCAGCGCCACCGGUGGCCAUGCCUGCCCAAGCUCAUCCAUCCUCUGCCCAGCUUUCGGCCUCUACAGGCCCCUCUUCCGUUGCCUCUGUAAUGACAGAGGACGAGGAAGAUCUCGAGGACUACCGUCCCGGUGGAUAUCACCCCAUCAACAUUGGUGACGACUUCAACAACGGUCGCUAUGUAAUCGUACGCAAGCUCGGAUGGGGUCACUUCUCAACCGUUUGGCUGGCAAGAGAUAACACGACCAACCGUCACGUCGCUCUCAAGGUCGUCAAGUCGGACGGCCACUACACUGAGACUGCAUUGGACGAAAUCCAACUGCUCCAGCGGGUAACGACGUCGUCCGAGUCGCACCCCGGUCGCUCCCACGUUGUCGGACUUGUCGACGACUUUCGUCAUAACGGCCCAAACGGCUCGCACGUCUGCAUGGUUUUCGAGGUGCUUGGUGAGAACCUGCUAGGCCUUAUCAAGCGGUAUCAGCACCGCGGUGUUCCAACCCAUAUCGUGCGUCAGAUAGCAAAACAGAUCCUGUUAGGUCUCGACUACCUUCACACUGAAUGUCGCAUCAUUCACACCGAUCUCAAGCCCGAGAAUGUCCUCAUUUGCAUCGAAGACGUCGAGUCGGUCGUGCAGGCAGAGCUGGCCUCAUGUCCAGCUGCCGUGCCCACAAAGUUGGUCGGCGUACCGCCCAGCCAAGGGCGUGCUGGUAACCAAACUCCUCGCAAAGAGUCGUUGUUUAUCGUUGGCUCGCAGCCGUUGCCAAGUCCCAGCUCGAGCUACUCUAGCAGCCCGAUGCUCGACAAGUACGGUUUUGGGAUGAGCAAGAUCUCAGGCGCCGGUGCAGUCGGCCAGAGCGCGCCUGCAGGCCCACCCCGCGCCAAUGCGACUGAUGCAAUUGGAGAUGGCCUCGGCAAUGUCAAGAUCGAAGGCGAGAGCAGCGACCUAACCUGGAGCAAGACCAAGCCCGCACCUCCUAAAGUGCAACCCGGACCUUCGCUACUCUCCCAGCAGAUAAAUCAGCUCCCCGCAGACUCUCCUAACUCGAGCGCUCAGGCUAGCAGCAGUAGCGUCCCGAACAACGUCUCUAAUGCCUCCAAGGACGACAAGGGCAAGGCUAAGGCUCAUCCGCCUCCAACACAGACAGCGGCAUCCGACACGGCGGCCAAGUUUGCUGCGGCGGCCAAGCCUCAGCCAACCCCGGCGCGUCCAGACCCCGCGCCGUCUGAUGCCGGCAGUUCGUCUGGUGGGCAUCUGAACAAUCUUCAGCAGCUGGAAGCUCACCAUAUCCCAGCUGGAGAACAGAACGCACCCGUCGCUGGCGACCCUAACACACUUCCUCCUCCGUUCCCAUAUGACCCGAAGAGCUUGGAACGCAUCACCGUCAAGAUCGCCGAUCUCGGUAACGCAUGUUGGGUCGACCACCACUUUACGAACGACAUCCAGACUCGCCAGUACCGAUGCCCCGAAAUCAUCCUGGGCACCAGAUGGGGCCCGAGCGUCGACAUUUGGAGUGCCGCAUGCUUGAUCUUCGAGCUGCUCACUGGCGACUACCUAUUUGACCCGCAGCCAGGAACAAAGUACGACAAGGACGACGACCAUGUCGCGCAGAUCAUGGAGCUGCUCGGCGAGAUGCCCAAAUCUUUGGCGCUCUCGGGCAAGUACUCGCGCGACAUGUUCAACCACCGGGGCGAACUCCGACACAUCCAGCGCCUCCGAUUCUGGCCGCUCUUGUCGGUGCUCAAAGAGAAAUACCUCAUGGAAGCUGAGGAGGCUGAGCUUCUGACUUCAUUCAUCCUCCCAAUGCUCCACUACUACCCCGACAGUCGCGCACCUGCAUCGGAGCUUGUCAAGCACGAGUGGCUGAAGGGUGUCGUCGUUGAGGGCGACCUCCAGAUGGCGCGCCGCAACCAUGAGCGCGAGGUCGAACGUCUACGCGCCAUGGACCCCUCCCGCGAGCCCGUCCCGUUCCAGGAAAUCAUGGGUCUCGGCCCACCCGUGGCUGGAAUGGUCGGCAUGGGACGUAUCUGAGCUGGGCACAUUCCGGGUAUUGGCCCCUCGCAGGGCACCGGGACAUGGGAGGGGAGGGAGGGGACAGUUUUGGAGACGCGGAGGACGGUGGAGGAAGAAGGCUUGAGUAGUCGAAUCCCUCGCGCAUCGUGCCACAGCUGUUAUAGCGCCCAGCACACAAACCAUGGUCAACUUUAUGCGCGCCGCGGUUCAAUCCGAAUGCGGCCUGCGAGUUCGCCUGUGGGGGUUGCGCCCGCAUCAGCGAGCACUCCCACGACCCCACCACCACCGCCCUAGAGGCGGAUACCUUGUUUCCUUGCGUUUCUCUCCUUUUUUCCAUAUAGAGCGGGCCGUAUAUUGCUAUGCGGUUGUUAUUGUUAUG
Cutaneotrichosporon oleaginosum is the source of this 2439-nucleotide messenger RNA. RefSeq lists its product as uncharacterized. Gene Ontology annotation, molecular function: ATP binding; protein serine/threonine kinase activity. Gene Ontology annotation, biological process: spliceosomal complex assembly; regulation of mRNA processing; peptidyl-serine phosphorylation. The record is from RefSeq and is a predicted model, not a curated record. Gene Ontology annotation, cellular component: cytoplasm; nucleus. NCBI's taxonomy places the organism in Eukaryota, Fungi, Basidiomycota, Tremellomycetes, Trichosporonales, Trichosporonaceae.